Messenger RNA from Oryza brachyantha (malo sina), 976 nucleotides. Its product is annotated as remorin-like. The record is from RefSeq and is a predicted model, not a curated record. NCBI's taxonomy places the organism in Eukaryota, Viridiplantae, Streptophyta, Magnoliopsida, Poales, Poaceae. The transcript is spliced from 5 exons. The coding region runs from base 139 to 663 and encodes 174 amino acids.
AUAUCCUCCUCCGGUCCAGCUAACGGUUUACGCCUGAUUAGCUGUUGUUUUGGCGAAACCAUUUGCUGCUCGCUCGUCGUCGGGAGCAAGAAGAAGGAGACAUUUGUGUUGUUUUCUGGAGGUGAUCUAGCUUGCUCGAUGGCCGAGGAGGCGAAGAAGGUGGAGGUGACCAAGGACAUCGCCGAGGAGAAGGCGGUGGUGCCGCUGCCGGCGCCGCCCAGCCAGCACGACGACUCCAAGGCCAUCGUCCUCGUCAAGGAUGCUGAAGCUACAGGAGGUUCAGCUGAAAGAGAUGCUUACCUCGCAAAAAUAGUGUCCGAGAAAAGAUUGGUACUGAUCAAUGCCUGGGAGGAGAGCGAGAAGGCUAGAGCAGAGAACAGAGCGGCCAAGAAGCUGUCCUACAUCACUUCAUGGGAGAAUGCAAAGAAAGCAGAGAUGGAGGCUGAGCUGAAAAGGAUCGAGGAGCAACUGGAGAAGAAGAAAGCAGCAUACGAAGAGAAGCUGAAGAACAAGCUGGCGUUGCUGCACAAGACAGCCGAGGAGAAGAGGGCGAUGACGGAGGCGAAGCGAGGUGAGGAGCUGAUCAUGGCGGAGGAGCUGGCCGCGAAGUACCGUGCAAAGGGCGAGGCUCCGACGAAGCUCUUCGGCCUCUUGAAAGCCUGAGAAGGAGAAAAGGAAAAUGACGAUGAUGAUGAGAUGAGAUGAUACACGAUAUUUGCUGGGAUUUGGUGUUGUUAGUAUGGGACUGUAAGUGUAUGUGCAUGCAUGGCAUCCGUGUGUUCGUGCGUUUCGUGUGUAUGACGUCUAGUUGAAGGCCAGUUGGUUCGUGUUUUGUGGGUUGGAUGGUGUUUGAUUUCUGGUGCAUUUUGUAAAGGAAUUUGUGUAUAUGCAUAGGGAGUGCAGUUCUGAUGGAUUAUGGAUACGUUUAUUCUUUCACGAAGAUUUGUUAGUAAAACAUUGGUUAUUAAUUGUUGUA